Plasmopara halstedii is the source of this 1215-nucleotide messenger RNA. RefSeq names its product serine threonine protein kinase. NCBI's taxonomy places the organism in Eukaryota, Oomycota, Peronosporomycetes, Peronosporales, Peronosporaceae. Gene Ontology annotation, molecular function: ATP binding; protein kinase activity. The record is from RefSeq and is a predicted model, not a curated record. The transcript has a single exon. Gene Ontology annotation, biological process: protein phosphorylation. The coding region runs from base 1 to 1215 and encodes 404 amino acids.
AUGUGCACCUGGCUUAGCACGAUCGGUGAUGCUCUAAAUUAUGCUUUUAAGCAGCAGUCUUGGAUCCAAUGGCCAUUCCAGAAAAAACACCCAAAACUUGACUUGCCGGCCCCACGUCACAAGGCGAUUGGCCACACAAGAAGUGCUGAUAUUGAUGGUCCGGACGACGUUCCGCAUAUUUUCACCACAGCAAAUCGCUCACUCAAUGUCGAGUGGAAUCUGUGCGACAUGAUGGAUCCUGCACGUCGCGUGGAUGUUGUGAGUGACCAUAAGCUGCUUCGUAAGCGAUUGAAAGGACUCUUUGUGGAUAAAAAUACGCAGCUCCAUGCUGAUUGCGACACGCGAACUUUGGCACAAAAUGAACUCGAGAUCAUGUGCUAUUUUGCCAACUAUUGUGAAAUGUUCAAGCAGCCAAUCCACCAAAAUGUCGUUCAUUUGCUCGGUUAUUACUGUGAAAACGAUAGACUUCACCAGAUUAUCGAGUUUUGCGAGCUUGGAAGUCUCAUGAACGCGUACAUUCAAAGUCCACAAGAAAGUUUAUGGCUCACAAAUUCACCAACAGAGGGAGAUGUUUGUGAUGCUAUGUUUCAAAUUUGCUCUGGGCUACAAUUUUUACAUCAACACGGUGUUGUGCAUGGCAAUCUUGGACUUGAAAAUGUUUUUGUCACUAGUGAAAACAUCUUGAAGAUUGGAGAUUUUGAGUAUUCAGUUUUUGUUGGAUCGGAUAAUCCACAUCAGCCAGUCUCAAACCUGCCUUCGCCACCUCUCCGGACAUACAUCGCUCCAGAGAUUGAUGCGUCGAAGCCUGGAGAUUUACUGGAUCUUCAAAAAGCGGACGUUUGGUCUCUCGGGAUCAUGUUUAUAAUGCUACUUACGAAAAAGCCACUAUUUGACGUCGCUCGGCCGACAGAUAGUGGCUUUCAAAUGUUUUGUCGCAUGGGGUUACGCUCUUACUUAAAAGUCAUGUAUCUCGAGCAAUCAGCGAUCUGUAAACUUUCGGAUGAACUUUUUGAAUUCGCUGAAGGGCUACUUCAACCGAAUCCAAGCAUGCGUUUCACUGUGCUGGAGGCUUUGCAGACUAAGUGGUUAAAACAGGAAAAAUACUCGGUGAAAACUUCGGCACCAAGUGAUUCUUCUGCUGCUGCUUCAUUCCAGGCAAGCGUUGUGGCUGCUCGCUUAAUUCGAAGAGAGAGUUGCAGACUUAAUCGGAAUUAG